AUGUCUUCAACCAUAUUUGGUGAUUCAGCUACCGGCCUUAUGGGAUCCAGCGAUGUACAACCUUCCCUUAUGGGCACGGGCCCUCUGGAGCUGGACGAAGAACCUGACAGUGAGUAUGAAGCGGAACCUCCAAGUACUAGUCGGAUCGCACGGGACAAGUUCACUCUACCCAAGAUUGGCGGAGUUGAGCUUGAGGCAUAUAUCGACCUCACAUCCGAAUUUCUGCAAGAUGUCCUCUCGGACGUGGCUGUGAACCCCAGACCAGUGGCAUCAAUAAAUGCUGGCAAAGCAGCGCACCGAGCUGAUAUUAGUACAUCUGAGGAGGUGGUCUCUUGGGAUACUUGGUAG
Gloeophyllum trabeum ATCC 11539 is the source of this 348-nucleotide messenger RNA. RefSeq lists its product as uncharacterized. NCBI's taxonomy places the organism in Eukaryota, Fungi, Basidiomycota, Agaricomycetes, Gloeophyllales, Gloeophyllaceae. The transcript has a single exon. Bases 1 to 348 code for a protein of 115 amino acids. The record is from RefSeq and is a predicted model, not a curated record.